Messenger RNA from Lytechinus variegatus (green sea urchin), 3888 nucleotides. Its product is annotated as aminopeptidase Ey-like. The transcript has 19 exons. Bases 679 to 3687 code for a protein of 1002 amino acids. Gene Ontology annotation, cellular component: cytoplasm. Gene Ontology annotation, biological process: peptide catabolic process; proteolysis. The record is from RefSeq and is a predicted model, not a curated record. Lineage: Eukaryota; Metazoa; Echinodermata; Echinoidea; Temnopleuroida; Toxopneustidae. Gene Ontology annotation, molecular function: metalloaminopeptidase activity; zinc ion binding; peptide binding.
AACUUCAUCAGUGUGUCUGCAUCAUCAAGCUUUAAUAUGUGUACAGGGGGUGAUGAGCGGAGCAACAAACUUACGGAUGAGUCGAAAGGGGGAUCAGAAAUGAGAAGAUAUAUCACUCAGGCACUUGGCAGACGGAGGGUCUGACUACAUCAUACGUCAUUACUGUGACGUUGAUGCCGACGAUGACACUCGCAUACGUAUACACACACAUCGUUUACGGUAAAUGGCAAAUGCGGGCACACACACGCACACACUUACAAAACGCGGGAAUUCAGGGAAGGGAUUCAGAGAGUGGUAAAAGAUGCGAAUAUUAUCAUCGUGCUUGAGCGAAGUGAAUCUCAUUACGAAAACGAAAGCGAGAAAAUCUGCGAUAUAUUUCAUAUCUAAUUCCCGCGAGGUAUGAACGGUCAACUGUUAGGUGUUGUGGUACACCGGUGGUAUGGAUGUAGGUGAAUCUAUAAACCUGCACUGGAUGGGCAGCCAUGCAGUGAGAAUCCUCAGCUUCCAUUAUCAGCCUUUUAUAAGAUCAAUUCGAAAGGGACCUUGAUCAAUUUAAUCCUAUUGUAUUUACCGACUCUUGAUCCAUCGGCGUGCACACCCCCUCACCUUCUCUGGAGCUUUAAAUCAUUUAAACGUAGGCCUAUAUUCACCUGUGAGAGCGACCGACGAUUGAAAAAAAUGCUUAAAUUUGACUUCCUUGAAAACGAGCGUUUACCAGACGAGCAGAUUCGUUCGGGGAAGCGAUAUUUGUCGAAGUCGAAGGCGAUCGUGGUCGUGGUUCUCUUCGUCCUCGCCAUCGUCAUUGUGGGAUUGCUGUGUGGAUUGCUCGCGGAAAAGAAGGCAUGUCAUACGAGGUACACUGGAGUGACAUACCCUCCAUAUGCAACUCAUCACCAACCUACUCAGGAACCAACCAAGGAUAUAUAUGAAAGGACAACCCAUCUAACGCCAACGAGUAGACCCCCACCUAUCUCCACGAGCCAGGCACCGUUGGCGCCGUGGGAGGAACCGCGCCUCCCCGGCGACCUCAAACCGAUUCACUACGAACUCGACAUCCAAAUCGACAUCGACCACCGGCAGUGGUUUAAUGGGACAGUGACGGUGUUGAUACGGUGUUUGAGGAACACCAACAUCAUUAUCAUGCAUUCGAAACAGCUGGACCUGAUCCCGGGUUCUGCAUCGCUUGAAAUGUUGUCGAGGAACGGAGGUAGUGUUCUUCCGAGAUUAUCGAAAGAACCCUGGACAUACCUAGGAAAUCAGUACCUCGUGGUGGAGUUGGAUGGUUGGUUGGUCCAAGGGGAGGAAUAUCUCUUCAAGAUUGGUUUCGGUGCAGAGCUGGUAGACCAGGGGCUUGUCGGACUCUUCAGGAGUUCCUACAAGACGGUAACGGGAGAAACCAGAUACCUUGCCACAACAUUUUUCGCGCCCACCAACGCCCGCAUGGCCUUCCCUUGCUUCGACGAACCGGCAAUGAAGGCAACAUACGACAUCGCCAUCGUUCACCAACCCGACUACGUGGCCAUUAGCAACAUGCCUGUGAUGGAAGUGGAGAAUGUGACUGUCGAAGAUGGUCAGAGACCUUGGCUGAUGUCCACCUUCCAGAGAACGAAACCGAUGUCCAGCUAUACCAUCUGUUACGUCGUCUGCGACUUCGAAAAAGAAACUGGUGUGACAGCCGGCAACAUAGAGUUUACUAUCUGGGCAAGAAAAGAAGCGAUGUCUUCCGUGCACUAUGCUUUAGAUAAAGGAGGCAAUAUAUUGGAUUACUAUAAUUUCUACUUCAGUACCGAAUAUCCGCUUCCAAAAAUGGAUACUGUUGCCAUCCCCGACUAUGGUGUUGGUGCCAUGGAAAAUUGGGGCCUCCUGACGUUUCGUGAAUAUUAUCUUCUAUACACACCUGGUACGUCAUCUCGAUCCGACCUUCAGCAUAUCACCUACGUCAUGGCUCACGAGCUAGCUCAUCAGUGGUUUGGUAACUUGGUUUCAUUCGAGUGGUGGAACGACCUCUGGUUGAAAGAAGGCUUUGCAACCUACGCCGGGAAUAUCGGCUGCGACGUAGUUCAGCCAGACUGGGGUAUGACAGAUCAGUUCACUGCGAAAGAGAUGUUCAAAUCCCUCCAGGAAGACGCCUCUCCUUCUUCCCGCCCUAUCAUCGUGGACGUCUUCACUGCAGACGACAUUAACCAACAAUACGAUGUGAUCGUCUAUGAUAAGGCAGCUUCUAUCAUUAGGAUGAUACACGAUUUCCUUGGCGAAGAAACAUUUAGGAGAGGGUUGCAGCUCUAUGUUGAGAGAUAUCAGUACGGUAAUGCAGUUAACACUGAUCUGUGGAAUUGUUUCACAGAUGCCUUAAAUGGGUCGACGAUUGAUGUCAAGGAGGUCAUGGAUACUUGGACAUUACAGAUGGGUUAUCCUACUGUCUACGUCACUCGUGAUUAUUCAUUAGUUAAUCCGGCCUUCUCAGCCAAACAGAGUCGUUUCCUCAUUGACCCGGAAGCGAAUACUACAACACAAUACGAUGAUCUUGGCUAUACAUGGUACAUACCGAUUAGGUAUACGACUAAGGGAGAGGCGAACUUCGACAGUCCUCCUCUUCAGUGGCUAACCCCAAACUCAUCUGGUGUUACAACGCCUAUCUUGGGAUCCUCGGCAGAUGAGUGGCUUUUAGUAAAUAUCAACGCCUAUGGAUAUUACCGGGUUAACUAUGAUGAGCAUAACUGGCAGUUGCUGAUAUCACAGCUUCUAUCGAAUCGUGAGGCGAUACCUAUAUCAAAUCGUGCAGAACUUAUCGGCGACGCCCUGAAUCUAGCGAGAGCUGGUGACUUGGAUUAUACCAUAGCCCUCAACCUCACCCGCUAUCUAUCCGAUGAGAGGGAGUACGUCCCCUGGUUGACCGCAACCAAGGUCCUCGGGUACAUCAAUCUCAUGCUGUCUAGAGCUUCAGCCUUUGGGGCUUUCCAGAGAUACAUGUCAAGGCUUGUUGAACCUUUCUACAGGGAUGCUGGAUUAUAUAACUCGGAAAGCAAUCAUCUUCAACAAUUAGCUCGUGUUGUCGCUGAACAGGAAGCUUGUAACUAUGGCAACCGUGAUUGCAUCACGAGAGCAACAUCCAUGUUUGCAAGUUGGAUGAGGAAUGACUCGUAUAAUACUAUUCCACCAGAUCAGAAGAAGCACGUGUAUUGUACUGCAAUCGCAAUGGGUGGGGAGACAGAGUGGUCCUUUGCGUUCGAUAAGUAUGAAUCAACCCUCGUUGCCAGUGAACGAGCCUUACUACUGCAAUCCCUGGCGUGUGCCAAACAGCCCUGGAUACUCAGCAAAUAUCUAGGGAUGAUAACUGAUGGAGUGAUUAGAUCCCAGGAUGCCGACUCUGUUUUAGAGUAUGUAGCGAAAAACCCGAUAGGAUACGAUCUAGCUUGGCGCUUUUUCCAGAAUAAUUGGGAUUUCUUUAGAAAAACCUACGGCAGUACUUUAUUUCAUUUUGCCGAUCUUAUCAAAAAGGUCACUGCCUAUUUCAACACGGAGUUACAACUCAGAGAGCUUGAGGACUUUAUAUUGCAGCAUCCUGACCAGGGAACGGGUGCCAGAGCGUUUGUCCAGGCCGUACAGCAGACCAAAGCUAACAUCAGAUGGGUACGACGUUAUCGGGAGAAAGUGCAUGCAUGGCUUCAACAGGAAAAUGAAGGUUGAGUCUUGGGAGUUGUUUCACCAACACCAAUGUGCACUUGCUUUUUCGUUUCUUUGUGGCAGGCAUUUCAGAUCUUUUUAGAUGUUGAUCUGGCUUCGGUCCUUCAUGGGAAGUUCCCGUAGGGAUAUCCAGGGUGACCAGAUUUCACAAAAUGAAAUACGGGACAAUCGACAAAAAAAUCAACAAAGAAGGCUACACAAUGU